Molecule: messenger RNA, 1023 nt
Organism: Drosophila kikkawai
Lineage: Eukaryota; Metazoa; Arthropoda; Insecta; Diptera; Drosophilidae
Biological process (GO): spermatogenesis
Source: RefSeq, a predicted model, not a curated record
UGCUAUGGCGAGCAGCAAAAACGCCCUGCAAUCCUUCUGGGAAAGGAUGUUCCAGGACUAUACGAAGCAUGUCAAGUACUUGCAGACCCAGAACCCGACCUGGGAGCAAAUGGUAGAGCUGGAAAGAUACCGCCAAGCUCUUCUUGAUUUUAGAUUUAAUGGCAAGUGUUCCAAGCGUCGUGAGGGGAUACGUAUGAAGGAGAUGCAAGAGUAUAUGGAAAGCCAGAAAACAAACCUGAAAAGAAAGUUAUCUCAUGGCAACAACACACCUCGAGUUCAGGAGCAGGCACUUCGCAGUUUAAUUCCCGCCCGUAAAUUAUUACAACUAAACGACAGAGUCGUCCGUGCUUUAAACUUUAAUUCAUCUGCCUCCGAUCGCCUGAAAGAGCUGGCCAGGAGUAGAACAAAUCCCCCGCAAUGUGGGGCCAAACCCUGGAAGCUGACCAGCGCCAUGAGGUCUUUUGAGCCCAGUGAACGCCUGCUGAGUUUGGCCUGCCACAGAACACCUUUUAGGGAGCCGCGUAACCCGUUUAAGGUUUCCUCAAGUGCCCUAAUUUACGAAGCUACUCCAAGGAUUCUCCGUUUGGCAGAGCUAAACAAAAAGAAUGUAAACCGGCACCAGAGAGGUCCGUCAAAGCCAUAUUGGUUCGGACCCACACAUCGGAUUUGGGAACUGGCUAAGCCAAGGGUGCGCGAGGAUGGAAUAUACCGCAAAACUCCCUUCAAGGUAGCCGAGGGUGCCCUAAGGGCCAAAGCCUCGCCACGUGUCUUACAGCUAGCAGAGCCAAGAAUGUAAAGUGCAGCUCCAAAGUGCAAGGUCAACGUGGAUUGCGGGGAUCGGAAAAUAGUCUAGGAAGAAUAUCCUAUUAUUUUCACAUCCCUGUAAUCGGUUCUUAGAAAGAAAUUUGUGAUUUUUAAUACAAUAAAAUCCCCAAUGGCCAUAAAAGGUGAUAGCGAUCUAAAGAUUACCAUUUUUAGAUCUCUUUUACCCUUUAUAAGCCGAUUGGAGUUGGCCGAUAUAAA